AUGUCGACAAUAAACUCAAAACAGAGUAUCACUCGCUCAACAUGGAAUACAAAAGAUCUGGGAAAGCGACUCGGCGUCGACUUCGCCAGCGCAGCAACUGCCGGCGCGUUAACAUGUCCAUUAAUCACAAUCAUUGACCGCGCAAUCAUGGAAAAAGCCUCUAAAGGCUUCCCAAUCCAACAAACAAUAACAUCCUGUCUCCGAUCAAUGGUCGCCCAACCAAGAGCUUUCUUCUUCAGCACUCCAUUCCUCCUAAUAUACACCCUCUACGGCUCCACCUACCUCACCGCAAACGCAAUCGAUACCGUUACCUCCACGAUGCGCAACCAUAGCUACGACAGCGUAGACACCGGCUUCGCGAAAUUCAUCACCACAACAACCGUCAACAUGGCAAUCUGCGUCUACAAAGAUGCCCGCUUCGCCAAAAUGUUCGGCGCCAACGAAUCACCAACACGUUGUCACCCAACCCCCUCGCCAUCCGCUCCCAAAAUCCCCAAAACCUCUUACUCCCUCUUCUGCCUCCGAGACAGCAUCACAAUCUUCGCCUCGUUCAAUGUCCCCGCCCAAAUUGCACCCUUAAUCCCCGAUUUUAUGGCUUCAACGCCUGGCAUGAAAGCCUCGCUAGCCCAGUUCUCCUGUCCGGCUCUCAUGCAGUUCGUCAGUACACCUAUGCACCUGCUCGGGUUGGAUCUGUAUAACCGGCAGCCAGCGGGUGGGCUACCGUGGACCGAUCGUGUUUGUCGGAUUCGUCGCGAUUAUGUCGCUAGUUGCUUUGCGAGAAUGGGCAAGAUUGUUCCCGCUUAUGGUAUUGGGGGAACUGUUAAUGUGAGGAUGAGGAGUUAUUUGAUGAAUCUGAUUCAAGGUUGA
Messenger RNA from Penicillium soppii, 867 nucleotides. RefSeq lists its product as uncharacterized. NCBI's taxonomy places the organism in Eukaryota, Fungi, Ascomycota, Eurotiomycetes, Eurotiales, Aspergillaceae. The transcript is spliced from 2 exons. The record is from RefSeq and is a predicted model, not a curated record. Gene Ontology annotation, cellular component: mitochondrion. Bases 1 to 867 code for a protein of 288 amino acids.